This is a messenger RNA of Octodon degus (degu), 3030 nucleotides long. RefSeq names its product ATPase family, AAA domain containing 1 (gene Atad1). Bases 270 to 1355 code for a protein of 361 amino acids. The transcript has 10 exons. Gene Ontology annotation, molecular function: ATP binding; ATP hydrolysis activity. The record is from RefSeq and is a predicted model, not a curated record. NCBI's taxonomy places the organism in Eukaryota, Metazoa, Chordata, Mammalia, Rodentia, Octodontidae. Gene Ontology annotation, cellular component: mitochondrial outer membrane.
GGCCAGACGCUUGCAGGAUUCCUCGGAGCGCCCUCAGGGGCCGGCUCCGACCCGGGAAGCCCGGCGCUGGGAAAGGUCACCUGGCCCUCCGCCGGCGCCCCGCCUCGGUGCCGCCCCCCGGCGCCCCGCGCCCGCCGUAGCGAGCGGAUUAACCUCCAAGGGCGUUCUGCCGCUCGCCGGGGCUGCCGGCCCGGCCUGGGCCCGAGGUCGGGCUUCGCGCGGACCCCAAGACUUGUGCCCUUCCGAGGGAGCUUCGAUUAACAAUCAAGAUGGUUCAUGCUGAAGCCUUUUCUCGGCCCUUAAGUCGGAAUGAAGUUGUUGGUUUAAUUUUCCGUUUGACAAUAUUUGGUGCAGUUACAUACUUUACUAUCAAAUGGAUGGUAGAUGCAAUUGAUCCAACCAGAAAGCAGAAAGUAGAGGCUCAGAAACAGGCAGAAAAACUGAUGAAGCAAAUUGGUGUGAAAAACGUGAAGCUUUCAGAGUACGAGAUGAGUAUUGCUGCUCACCUAGUAGACCCUCUUAACAUGCAUGUUACUUGGAGUGAUAUAGCAGGUUUAGAUGAUGUUAUUACAGACCUGAAAGAUACAGUCAUCUUACCUAUCAAAAAGAAGCAUUUGUUUGAGAAUUCUAGGCUUCUCCAGCCCCCCAAAGGUGUUCUUCUCUAUGGGCCUCCAGGCUGUGGUAAAACGUUGAUUGCCAAGGCUACAGCCAAAGAAGCUGGCUGUCGAUUUAUUAACCUUCAGCCUUCAACACUGACUGAUAAAUGGUAUGGAGAAUCUCAGAAGUUGGCUGCUGCUGUGUUCUCCCUUGCCAUAAAAUUACAGCCUUCUAUCAUCUUUAUAGAUGAAAUAGACUCCUUUCUGCGAAACCGUUCAAGCUCUGACCAUGAAGCUACAGCCAUGAUGAAAGCCCAGUUUAUGAGUCUUUGGGAUGGGUUGGAUACUGAUCACAGUUGCCAGGUCAUUGUGAUGGGAGCUACUAAUCGUCCCCAGGACCUGGACUCCGCCAUAAUGCGAAGAAUGCCUACAAGAUUUCACAUCAACCAGCCUGCAUUAAAACAAAGAGAAGCAAUCUUGAAGCUCAUCUUGAAAAAUGAAAAUGUGGACAGGCAUGUAGACCUGCUAGAAGUUGCUCAAGAAACUGAUGGGUUUUCAGGAAGUGAUCUCAAAGAGAUGUGUCGAGAUGCUGCCCUCCUCUGUGUCAGGGAAUAUGUUAAUUCUACAUCAGAAGAAAGUCAUGAUGAAGAUGAAAUCCGGCCUGUACAACAGCAAGACCUUCAUCGGGCAAUUGAAAAGAUGAAGAAAUCGAAGGACGCAGCAUUUCAGAAUGUUUUGACACAUGUUUGUUUAGACUAAGAGUAAAGAUCAUUUGUACAGUUCAGUGAUCUAGUUGGGUGUGCCCUGUUACCAGUUAGUGCAAGUAGAGUGGAGGGAGUACUCUUAAAACAAGAGUCCCGGUUUAUGAUUUUAUGCUCUGAACUCUUAACUUAUUGAGGUACAAUUGUUACAUAAGUGGUAUUACACUUGUCAGAAAUCAUGAAGAGGAACAGUUUAAUCCAGCCCAAGUGUGGGUGCUUGUGUUUGACCUCUUUAGCCAUAUGUUGUCACAGCCUUACAGAAUCUAACCUGGUCUUAAAGGAGUAAAAGAUUUAUGGAGUCAUUAGUGAGAAGUGAGAUGUGGUUAGGUGCUGGUUCUAGAUAUGUAUGUCUGUGUACGUAUGUGUGUACAUUAAGUGUAUAUAUUCAUACAUUUUUUAUUGACAUUCUGUAGAUAUGUUUGAAUACAGAAACUUUUUUUUAUCCCAACCACUGAAUCCGAAAAUACCAAAUAGUAUAUAGCAAAACUAAGAUUUAAGUUUGUGUCUUAACAGGUAAAGUGAUGCAGCCACUUCUCAUUUGUUUUAGCCUUUUUUAGGUUGAGCAUUUCUCAGUUUGCAAUUAAUCAGUUGAAUCAGGCACAUCUGAGUAUAUAUAUAUAUAGUAUAUAUAAUAUAUAUAUAUAUAUUAUAUAUAUGUGGCUUAAUUAUAAUGAUUAUAAGGAUAAUCACAUAAAAAUGCUUGUUUAGGCAGACAUGGUCAGCACUGAUUUCCCCUUUUUCUGCAAGCACCUAAAUUAUUUUAAAAGAUAUUAUAUUGAUAUACAUGAAGGUGGAUUGAAAGCCUUUUAAAGGAAUGAGUUUGAAAAAUGUCAGCAUCCUUUAAGAUAUGUGUUUGACUUUGCUUCUUUUAUUGUAAUAGAUAGUUCUGUUGUAACCAUGUCUUUAAAAUGACAUUAAAAGUUAUGUUUUAUAAAUUAUGGACAAAUUUAAUUUGGUCACCAAAAAUGAAAUAGUAACUCUUAAGUACCUGUUACUAAAUGUGCUAAAAAUACUCAUUUUAUAACUUUAAUUUAAAAAAUUUUCUCAGCUUACUGUAAAUUGUGGCCUCUUUAAGUACAAAUGUUCAGAUCAAAAUUCACAUAUGUGUAUCAUUUGUGACUACAUUUGUGAAGUUACGUGUUCUACAUAUAAAAUAUUGCUUGUUUCAAGUUCCACUAACUAGAUUUCUGUUCUAGGCACCUCAACACCCAGCAUGGGGAAGACGGCACAGCACAAUCUUUAAGGUGCCUUCUGCAUCGUCAGAAAUACUGUUUUAGAUGUAUUUGUUGUUACUAUAUUUAUUUGAAAACUCCAUCUUUGUUCAUGACUUAGUGCAUUAACUUAGUUUAAUAAUGUCACAGAAAUCUACUGAAUAGUAUAACCACUCGUACUUUGUGGGGAGAGUCUGCAGGAGAAUUCUUUCAAUAACAAAAGGCAAAUUACAAAAGAUGAAAAUGAAAAAAUGAAUGCAAAAUACAAGAUACCAAAAAUUUAAAAAUUCCCAUUUUUAAUAAUUAUAUUACUAUUUUAUAAUGUAUAAUAAAGGGGUCCUACUCUGUUGAUUUUUCUCCACUUAAUCUGUGGUCUUGUUAAAUCUUAAGGGGUGGGGCCAGCGAGAUAGCUCAGUGGUCUAAAGCACUUGCUUAGGUGAGCUUAGGCAAAAGCGCAAGGAC